CAUAAUUCAAGUUUUAAAAUUUCAAAUCAAACGGCAUCGCAGGCGGUGUCACAAUUUUGUAAACAAACAAGUCAAACAACAUUUUGAAGAAAAUAAAUUCUCUAAUAAUAUUAUGAGCAAGCCAUAAUUUCUAAAAAUUGACUUAACAAUGAAUUCACCCUUAGCCAAACGGGUCAAAAUGACUUCUAGAUCAACAUUUACAUAUGAGGACCAUCGCGACAAAAUAUGUGAAAUGAUCCGUUGUAGAAAACUGGCUUUAAAACAUAUCGAAACGUAUUGUAAGGCGAAAAAAAUUGAUCUUGAACGAAUUAUGAGCACUGCAGUGAGACCUGAGAGGAGUAUCGACUAUGAAAUACCUGAGAUAGAUGAAAGUAUCGUUUCUGAACCUGAGAGUUUUACCAAAGAAAUUGAAGAAGCAACUGAAGACUGUAAGGAACUCAUAAUGCUGUUAAAUAUAGAGGAACAAAAACGGAAGUGUCCCAUAUCAAAAAUAGUAGAUGAAAUAAAAUACUAUAAAUAGGUGUACGAUUAUAGUGUAUAAUAAUUAUUAGUAUGUAAAGUGUAGAUAAAGCAGGACUAUCAAACAAUAUUUGACUUGUAAUUUAUUGAAAUAAAUAAAUAAUUUCAUCGAUUGGUAUUGAUUUAUUUAUAAUUGGGUAAUUUUAUACAUAAAUGCAGUCUUCAGAAAGUUAUGAUUUUCUGAAAGCUACUGUUAUCUAUCUUGGAAAUAUUUGAUAUUUCUAAAAAUUACUUCUAGACAGUCAAGCCUUGGUAGUAUAUCCUGCAAAAAUAGAGAUGUAAUAAUUAUUAAUAUAAGUUUCGAUUUUUACUCACUCUAAACAAUGGAACUAUUUUAGGCCUUUUCUCCUCAUCUCCUUUGACUAGAAAGUUUAAUAUAUAAAUUACUUUAUGCUAAAAAAUAUAAUUUAGUUAAAAAUUGUUAAUUAGGAAUUGUGUUUU
This is a messenger RNA of Ceutorhynchus assimilis (cabbage seed weevil), 960 nucleotides long. The record is from the annotation of a GenBank genome assembly. Lineage: Eukaryota; Metazoa; Arthropoda; Insecta; Coleoptera; Curculionidae.